UGGAAAGUUAGCAGUUUGGCACAUUUCAUUUCAUUGAAAAGAUGAAACUCUUUACGGUAUUGUUCGUUAUCGCUUUUGCGGUUGUCCUGGUGGAAGGUCAACGAGGAUUCGGACGUCGAGGAUCUCGUGGAUUUAAUGGAUCUCGUGGACUCCGUGGACCAGGCGGACGAGGCGGUCCAGGUGGACGAAUCGGUCGAGGUGGACCAGGUGGUCGUGGCGGUGCAGGACUAAUCUUUGGACAACCAGGUUUUGGAAGUCUCGGAGGAUGUGGUGGUGGCAAUCGUCAUCGCCAUCAUCGUCGUUCAACUGUUGCACCAUCGACUGUCGCACCAGCAUCUUCUUCAUCAUCAUCUGCCGCGCCAUCAACUGCUGCUCCUUCAACUGAUGCACCAGCAGCUUCUUCGUCAUCUUCUGCAGCGCCAUCAACUGCUGCACCAUCAACUGCCGCACCAUCAACUGCUGCGCCAUCAACUGCUGCACCAUCAACUGCUGCACCAUCAACUGCCGCACCAUCAACUGCCGCACCAUCAACUGCUGCACCAACAACUGUUGCACACCACGACCUCUUCGAAAUAAUGUUUUUAAUAAUUUUAAUAACAACAGCAUUUCUUACACCGAACUACACAUAUUCAUUCUCGCCCAGACGAGAUUUCAACAAACAUGCAUUCGGUCGUCAAUCAAAUCAGUAUCCCCAACACUUCACUAAUUAUAUGCAAAAUAAUCAGGGUCAACGAGGAUUCGGACGUCGGGGCUCUCGUGAAUUUGAUGGACCUCGUGGACUCCGUGGAUUUGGCGGACCAGGUAGACGUGGCGGUCCAGGACCAAGCCUAGGUGCUUUCAGAAGACCACCAUUUGGUGGACGUCAAGGCGGGUUUGGACAACCAGGUUUUGGAGAUUUCGAAGGAUUUGGAGGCUUUGGUGGUUUUGGUGGGGGUGAUUGUCAUCGCCGUCAUCAUCGCCAUCAUCAUCGUCAUCAUCAUCGUCGUUCAACCGUUGCACCAUCGACUGUCGCACCAGCAGCUUCGUCAUCAUCAUCUGUCGCACCAGAAGUUUCUUCAUCAUCAUCUGUCGCGCCAUCAACUGUUGCGCCAUCAACUGAUGCACCAGCAGCUUCUUCAUCAUCGUCUGCCGCGCCAUCAACUGUUGCGCCAUCAACCGUUGCACCAUCAACUGCUGCACCAUCAACCGCUGCGCCAUCAACCGCUGCGCCAUCAACUGCUGCACCAUCAACUGCUACACCAUCAACUGUUGCACCAUAAACUGCCGCAACAGCUACCGCAAAAUUUUGUUCUUAGUUACUUUAGUAACUAUAAUCACUUGAUUUGAAGGUUUAUAAAUUAAAAAUAAAAGGGUUUCAAUAAA
Messenger RNA from Bactrocera dorsalis (oriental fruit fly), 1362 nucleotides. RefSeq names its product spidroin-2. NCBI's taxonomy places the organism in Eukaryota, Metazoa, Arthropoda, Insecta, Diptera, Tephritidae. The coding region runs from base 42 to 1259 and encodes 405 amino acids. The record is from RefSeq and is a predicted model, not a curated record. The transcript is spliced from 4 exons.